Messenger RNA from Colletotrichum truncatum, 1125 nucleotides. RefSeq lists its product as uncharacterized. The record is from RefSeq and is a predicted model, not a curated record. Lineage: Eukaryota; Fungi; Ascomycota; Sordariomycetes; Glomerellales; Glomerellaceae.
AUGGAGGAGGCGUAUAAGCAGUACGCGAAUCAGGCGCGUCGUAAGAACCGCUCCAGCACAAACCUGAACCACCUCUCUCUCGCUCCCUUCACCUCGAGGCUGCCCCUCCAGGACGAUGACGCCCUUCCCGAUCACCUUAUCUCGCCCGCUCAUAGCACCUCCUACUUGCAGGGCAAAUCUGCUCCUACUACGCCGGGCCUCCUGACUCGCUCACCGGCCCGAUCAAACUCCCAAGCUCGCCGCGCAUCCGUACCGCACGCCGAGUUGCCCAAAAGCAAAUCCGCUACCCACUUGGCUCCCGCCGCCAACGACCGCAAAGCCCACUACCGAAAGUCCGUCUCCGGAACGACAUCGCCAACGGUACGCCGGCGCAAGGAUGAUUUAGCCGCCCGGGAUCCCGACGACAGUGACUGGCUUCUGCGAACUGGCGCCCUUAUCAGUAACGAGAGCCGCGAAUUCAAGGGCCAGGCAUGGUUGGUUUCGAGGGCGAGCUCUACGAGCCUGACAGGCAUGCGUGAUGGCGAGGACGAGGCGUUCGAGAGAGAACUAGCCCGCGAGCGGGAGUUAGCGAGCCGGCGUGGUAGCCGACGCGGUAGUAUUGCCGACAUGGACGGGGCAUAUACACAUUCAGCUCGUCCGAGUCGUCCUGGAAGCCGGUCAGCCAGUAGGGUAGGCCCGCGAAGCCAGAUGAUGACGCCCAUGGAGCGACACUCGGACGAGGGAUACUUUCCCCGUCACCAUGAGGGUGAGGACGUCAUUCCCGGUCCCGACUUCGUCAAUUUGGACGAGAAGCUCGAGGCUUUCGACUUUGAUACUACCCAAGACGAUGAGGCGGCCGUUAGAAAGCUCGUCAAAGGUGAACGAGCAGGUGCUGCAUCUUGGAUUAGCAAUGUCAUGGGGUGGCCACUAUUUGCGGUUGAAGAAAACGAGGAAGAGACAGAUGAUGAAGACGGAGAAUUUGGACAUGAGGCUGAUGAGGCGCAGGAGCUCCGCUCGUGGUCGGCACGGCAUUUUGAGGGCGUGUCCAACACCCCGGAAGAGCGGAUUCCGCCCCCAAAGGCUAACGAGGGUGGUUGGCAGGAUGCAGCAUGGUUGCUCAGCGUAGCGACCAAAGUAUUGCUCUAA